AUGUCUACCCCAACCAAGACCCCACCAGCAGCGCCGGCGAACAAGUCCUCCACUGUGCCCAAGAUAAAUCCUGUAGCGAAGAGGACAGAGUCGAUCGCUGGGGACAGUGCAGCUGCGACCGCAAAGGAUGAUACGAACAAGGCGAUCGAGAAGUUGGAGACUAGGUUCAAGGCAGUCAACACUAAUAACGUCGCCAGAGUCGCGAACAGCAGAGUCACAAGCAACGAUGAGAAGCUGAUACCACUUGUAUCGUUGAAGAACGGACAGCCUUUAGCCAGGUUUCCGGAGACUGCGAAGGACGUUGGGAAGUCGACGUUGACACAGAUGAAUGUAUUUUUGACCCAGCUUGAUGCCGAGCAAACGGGCAGCGAAGCAGCAAGACGAGAGCGGUUGCGACUGCACAUUGGCUUGAUUCCCAACCCAGCUUGA
Molecule: messenger RNA, 429 nt
Organism: Fulvia fulva
Lineage: Eukaryota; Fungi; Ascomycota; Dothideomycetes; Mycosphaerellales; Mycosphaerellaceae
Exons: 3
Coding region: 1-429 (142 amino acids)
Source: RefSeq, a predicted model, not a curated record